Molecule: messenger RNA, 1867 nt
Organism: Oncorhynchus masou masou (cherry salmon)
Lineage: Eukaryota; Metazoa; Chordata; Actinopteri; Salmoniformes; Salmonidae
Product: cilia- and flagella-associated protein 100-like
Exons: 11
Coding region: 98-1489 (463 amino acids)
Source: RefSeq, a predicted model, not a curated record
UUGAUACAACUAAAAUCAUUCUUAUGGAAAAUCAAAAGCCUUUGUCAUUGGCUCUUUGACUCUAUACUCAACCUCAGUCCCAUCGUUUAACAAUGUCAUGCUGUGUAACCAACCCUACCGUUUCUCCUCAGAUUGUAAUAUAGACAAAGAGAGCAUAAAUGAGUUUAUCAACCAGAAAAAGGAGAUGUUUCUGUUGGAGUACUCCCUGGCGGUGAAGCGUGGAGAGAUCGAGCAGCUAGAGAAAGUGGCAGCGGCGGAGGAGAGGAAGCUGACGCACGCCCAGCAGUUCCUAGAAGACGACGCCAUCAUAUUUGACCAAUUCCUUAAAGAGAACGACAAGAACUCUGUGGAGGCCAUCAAAGUUGCUGAGUUGGAGACCAAAUUGAAAAUGGAGAAGAUGUCUGAGAUCAAGAGGAUCACAACCAGGAUGGUGACCAUUAAGAGUGACAUCUCUAAGUUUGAGGACAUCAUAAAGGAGUUCAAGAUGCACAAGGAGUUCCUCUUCAAGCUGUCCCCUCUAGAGUGGCAAGAGGCACAUAGGGGCAAGGCCAAGACACUUAAACUCAAGUCUGCCACCAAGUCUGCCACCAAGGACAAGCCCAAAGAGAAAGACAAAGAUGAGAGGGCUACUCCGAAAAGACGUACUACUACGGACAGUAAAGAGUCCUUUGUGGGCCGAGAGCUGCCACCUAUCCGGGAUGCUAGGACCCCCUCUAGACAGUCGACCAGUCGGAGUGACAAAUUGAACCCUGUGGCAGAGCUGAAGACUGACAGCUCUGAAUAUGAGGAGGACCCGGCGCUGUACUUCAGGGACCCCAGGCAGCUGCUGGAGCUGCUGACAGAGCUGGAGGAGCAGAACCUCUCUCUGAUCCAGAACUCCAGGGAGACCGAAGACGCCCAGGAGGAGUUCCGACAGGUCAUGGACUACAACCGCAAGAAGAUGGAGGUGGAGACCAACCAGCUGACCCAGCAGAUAGACAUCAUGACCCACACCAUCCAGAGGGAGAGGGAACGGGCUGCCGAGCUGGAGCUGAGGGCCCGCCUCUUCAACUUUGGGAAGUACAAGGCGGACGACCAGGAGGGUAUGUUUGACUCCCUGGGCGUUAAGGUAGAGGAGGUGUACCGGGGCUGCGUGGGCGACAGCGAGGCCAACCUGAGCACGCUGCAGAUGCUGAAAGCCAUCGAGAGUCGCCUGGACGAGCUGCUGGAGAAGGUGGAGAUCGUCCCCAAGGAGCGGCUGGUGCUGGCCGAGAGGGCCAAGGAAAAGGAGAGGAGGUUCAGGCUGCGUGAUGAGAAGAUGCAUCAGGACAAGCAGCACCAGGAAGAGAGGCUGAAGAGGGCCCUGGAGAGAGCCCAGGCUGACGUCAAGAAAACAACUGGCAAGAAACUGAUGGCUAGAUCACAGCGCCCUGCCCGCAAGCUGAAGACCAGUCAGGUGUAUGACAUCUCAGACAAGGAGAAAGAGGAGCAGCUCUACUUCUUCACGUAAAGGGCCAAGUCACAACACGGCCCCAAACGCCACAACUGACCGGAACUCCUUUCAUCUCUGUUUUGGCCUAAUGUGGGGCUGUGACUGACUCACUGUAAAUACUGACUUUUUUAAUAAUUGGGUAUGACGGGUAUAAGUAUGGCUUUUACAAUGACCCUAUUGGGCACUGGUCAUGUCACAUGAUGGGAUAGGUCCUACUUCUUUGGGACUGGAUGGAGUUUUUUUUGAGGUGGUGUGGAGCACGUGGACUUUGUUUUGGUGGAGGGCAUUGAGGCAGAUGGACAGUGCUCUCCCCACACAUUUCAUAGAAUUUGAUUAUUUUAACAUACCAGAUUUAAAUUACAAUAUUUUGCCAUACCAUAUUAUUCUUAUUUUUAU